Messenger RNA from Lotus japonicus, 2453 nucleotides. Its product is annotated as probable acyl-activating enzyme 16, chloroplastic. Gene Ontology annotation, biological process: fatty acid elongation. The transcript has 18 exons. The record is from RefSeq and is a predicted model, not a curated record. The coding region runs from base 91 to 2295 and encodes 734 amino acids. Lineage: Eukaryota; Viridiplantae; Streptophyta; Magnoliopsida; Fabales; Fabaceae. Gene Ontology annotation, cellular component: chloroplast. Gene Ontology annotation, molecular function: long-chain fatty acid [acyl-carrier-protein] ligase activity.
CAAGCAUGGUCCCUGCACAAUACAUUGCUAUGCAGAGUCUUCACUCUUCACCAUUUUUGCGCUUCUCUUUGUUUUUCCCAUCAUCAAACCAUGACCAUUCCUACCAUCACCUAUAACCAUGCUUUGACCUUCUCUCAUCCUCAUCAAGCAUCACCCCUGUUCCUCACACGCUGCAAAUCCACUAGGAUCACAGUUUCCCGCAGCAAAUAUGGCGGUGGAGGUGGUGGCUCAGCCUUGUCUUAUCAUUUUCGCGUGCUUUGCCAAUCCAAGACAGAGACCGUACAGAUAAGAAAGUGCUCCCCUUUUCUAGAAAGUUCAUUACUUUCCGCUGGUAAUGGUGGUGUGGCCUCAGAUGAGUGGAGAACAGUUCCUGAUAUUUGGAGAUCUUCUGCAGAGAAGUAUGGUGAUAAAAUAGCAUUAGUAGAUCCAUAUCAUGAUCCUCCUUCAACUAUGACCUAUAAACAGUUGGAGCAGGCAAUUCUGGACUUUGCAGAAGGCUUAAGAGUUAUUGGGGUAAAACCAGAUGAGAAGCUUGCACUUUUUGGGGAAAAUUCUUGUCGUUGGCUUGUGACAGAUCAAGGUAUGAUGGCAAGUGGAGCAAUCAAUGUGGUAAGAGGCUCAAGGUCAUCGGUUGAAGAACUAUUGCAAAUAUACAACCACUCUGAAAGUGUUGCACUGGCUGUGGAUAGCCCUGAAUUGUUCAAUCGGAUUGCAAAGAGAUUCUAUUCAAAGACUAGCAUGAGAUUUAUUAUUCUGCUUUGGGGAGAAAAAUCAGGCCUGAUUGGUGAAGAAAACAAGGUGGUGCCUGUCUUUAGUUUCAUGGAAGUCAUAGAUUUGGGGCGAGAGAGUCGCAGGGCAUUUUCUGAUUCUCAUGAUGCUAAGAAGCAGAAUGUUUAUGAAGCAAUAAACUCAGAUGACAUUGCUACUCUUAUCUACACAAGUGGAACCACUGGAAAUCCAAAAGGUGUUAUGCUUACCCAUCGGAAUCUUCUGCAUCAGAUAAGAAACUUAUGGGACACUGUACCUGCUGAAGCUGGGGAUAGAUUUCUAAGUAUGCUGCCACCUUGGCAUGCAUACGAAAGAGCUUGUGAGUAUUUCAUUUUCACACGCGGCAUUGAGCAAGUAUACACAACCGUGAGAAACCUGAAGGAUGAUUUGAAAAGUUAUCAACCAGAAUACAUGGUUUCUGUUCCUUUAGUUUUUGAAACAUUAUACAGUGGGAUCCAGAAGCAGAUAUCUGCUAGCCCCCUUGUCAGAAAGCUUGUUGCCCAAACAUUCAUAAGGGUCAGCUUAGCAUACAUGGAGUAUAAGCGUAUUUAUGAGGGUAAAUGUCUAACAAAGAAUAAGAAGCAACCUUCUUAUGUCUAUUCAUUCUUGGACUGGUUAUGGGCCAGAAUUGUUGCCACAAUAUUAUUUCCAAUUCAUAUUCUGGCAAAGAAACUCGUCUACAGUAAAAUCCAUUCAGCUAUUGGGAUAUCGAAGGCUGGAAUAAGUGGCGGCGGUAGUUUGCCUUCGCAAGUUGAUACUUUUUUUGAGGCAAUUGGGGUGAAGGUACAGAAUGGAUAUGGUUUGACAGAAACUUCACCAGUAAUUGCUGCUAGAAGACCUGGAUGCAAUGUUAUUGGGUCUGUUGGGCAUCCAAUUCAGCACACAGAAUUCAAAGUAGUAGAUUCUGAAACUGAUGAAGAGCUUCCCCCUGGUUCAAAGGGGAUUUUGAAGGUCAGGGGCCCGCAAGUGAUGAAAGGAUACUUCAAGAAUCCUUUAGCUACAAACCAUGCAUUAGAUAGGGAUGGUUGGCUCAAUACUGGUGAUAUAGGAUGGAUUGUUCCCCACCAUUCAAUUGGGCGGAGCCGUAACGCUAGUGGUGUGAUUGUUGUGGAUGGCCGUGCUAAAGACACCAUUGUGCUUACAACAGGUGAAAAUGUUGAACCGACUGUGCUUGAAGAAGCCGCCAUGAGGAGUAGCAUAAUUCAACAAAUAGUUGUUGUUGGCCAGGAUAAGCGGCGUCUGGGAGCUAUAAUUGUUCCUAACAAAGAAGAAGUUUUGAAGGUAGCAAGGGAGUUGUCAAUCAUAGAUUCCAGCAGUCCAGAUGUUGUCAGUGAGGAAAUAGUGAGGAGCCUAAUAUAUAAAGAAUUGCAGAUCUGGUUGUCAGAGUCUCCAUUUCAAAUUGGACCAAUCCUUCUUGUAAAUGAACCCUUCACGAUUGAUAAUGGCCUAAUGACACCCACCAUGAAAAUUCGAAGGGAUAGAGUUGUGGUUCAAUACAAGGAGCAAAUUGACAAUCUAUACAAGUGAACCCCCACUAAUUUAUAAAGUCUAUAAAUAAAUAGGCCCUUUAAUAUAUAUAUAAUAUGUAAUUUUAUGACACAUGUAAUUUUUAUUUUUCAGCUUUUAAUAAUAUUUGACUUGAAUUCUACAAUUUGAAAAGAAAUAAGUGCAUGUUUUGAAUGUCA